AUGGCGACGACGUCCAAAAAGUACAAGGGACUGGUGCGCAGCAGAAACUACGUGGUGCAAUGCGUAGAGCGACUGGACCAAUACCUGCAAACUACGAAAGCCUUGAUUGAAUUAUCUAAGGAACUCAGCGACAUUCAAAAAUUCCACUAUUUGCGUGCUUCUCUGAAAGGCGAUGCUCUUAAGUUGAUAGAUUCUUAUGCGAUGAGUGAGGCUAAUUAUAGGGUUGCUUGGGAAAGUUUAGUCGACAGGUUUUCGAACAAAUAUCUCCUCAAAAAGCGACACUUGAAUGCCUUAUUCGGUUACACUCGGAUGAGGCGGGAAUCAGCGGCUGGUUUACACGAUCUUAUCGACUGUUUUGAACGUAACACGAAAAUUUUGGACCAAUUGGGAGAGAAAACGAACGGUUGGGGAGCCAUGCUGGUCCAGUUGAUGGUGUCGAAACUGGACGACGUCAUGCAGAAACUAUGGGAGGAAAAUGUUACACCGGACAAAGAGCCAUCUUUUGCGUCGUUGGUCGAAUUUCUCAAAAAGCAAACUAGAGUUUUGGAUGCGGUUUCGGUCGAUCAACAUAUGUUUUCAACGGCAACAUCGUUCAGUGGUAGCAAAUUCCGUCCCACUAAAGUUUCGGUCAACUCGGCGACCGAAAAUACGCCCUCAAACUGUUUCGCUUGCAGUGAGAAACAUUGGAUUACCAAGUGUGAAACGUUCGCCAGCCUACCGGUGGACAAACGGCUGCAGCUCACAAAUUCUAAGCGUCUCUGCAGCAACUGUCUGGGGCGAAAUCACUUGGCGCGAGAUUGUCCUUCCAAAUAUCGAUGCAAAACGUGCUCGAAAAAGCAUCAUUCGUUGCUGCAUCCUGGUUUUCCCGGUUCUGGUUCUACUUCUAAUCCUAAUUCAACUUCAGUAGCGAGCAACGUGAAUUCUUCUGUUCCACCUACAACCGGUGGUGCUCUGAACUCUGGUGAAUCGGUUUCUAGUUAG
Messenger RNA from Wyeomyia smithii (pitcher-plant mosquito), 981 nucleotides. RefSeq lists its product as uncharacterized. The coding region runs from base 1 to 981 and encodes 326 amino acids. The record is from RefSeq and is a predicted model, not a curated record. NCBI's taxonomy places the organism in Eukaryota, Metazoa, Arthropoda, Insecta, Diptera, Culicidae. The transcript has a single exon.